AUGCCUAAGAACAUUGCAUCAUUCCCCCACGGUGCACAUUGCCGUACAAUCAAAAGAUGGAGAUUCUCGACUAAAACUCCCAAUCACUAUAGUCAGAACUCAGAAAUGCACCAGCAGCACACUGUGCAAUGUUGUCCAAGCGACGCAUCCGCGAUAGGGCCUCGCAUGAACUCGACUUCAAGGCUUUCCGUUGAUAUACAAGAUUUAUCCAUCUGUACCAUAACGGAACGAGAAGGUUCCUUUUUUCUUUUGCUCUCACAAAUUGGAAUUUUGUCUGGAUGGCCCACAAGCUUAUUAGGUGCCAAGUUUUAUCUGCGAAAAUCAUUUGAGAGUUUUCUACAGAUGAUCUUCGCCGCAGAUCUCAAAGUCUACCGGUACCCACCACGAGGAAUGGAGGUGAUCUCUCGAAAAGGGGUCUGA
This is a messenger RNA of Sclerotinia sclerotiorum 1980 UF-70, 420 nucleotides long. RefSeq lists its product with no specific name. The transcript is spliced from 2 exons. Lineage: Eukaryota; Fungi; Ascomycota; Leotiomycetes; Helotiales; Sclerotiniaceae. The record is from RefSeq and is a predicted model, not a curated record. Bases 1 to 420 code for a protein of 139 amino acids.